AGGAGGCUUAACACAAAAUUUGGAAUUUUGGAGUUUAUUAGCCUGGCAGUGGGGCUGGUGAGCAUCCGUGGGGUGGACUCAGGACUCUACCUCGGCAUGAAUGAGAGAGGCGAGCUGUAUGGGUCGAAGAAGCUCACACGGGAGUGCGUUUUCCGAGAGCAGUUUGAAGAGAACUGGUACAACACGUACGCCUCGACCCUCUACAAGCAUCCCGACUCGGAGAGGCAUUACUACGUGGCUCUGAACAAGGACGGCUCCCCCCGGGAGGGGUACAGGACUAAGAGACAUCAGAAAUUCACUCAUUUUUUACCCAGGCCUGUGGACCCUGCCAAAAUACCCGCGAUGUACAGAGACCUCUUCCACUACAGGUGAUGUUUCCUGCAGCUGCCCCGUCAGUGUACAUACUUGGGCUCCCAAGCUUUUUCCCAGAGCACUAUAUUAAUAGUCAUUCCAUCAUUCCUGUAAGCGUAGAUGACAUAGGAAAGCACUUACAUUGAAUUGAGACACUGCUGUUCCUCCUUGUUUCAAGCGUAUAUUGAACCUGGGUUAUUUAUGGGGCUGGGGGUAGGUGAAGGGAGGGAACCCUACAUAUAAUCUGCCAUUUUCAUUCACUUUCUUUACCCGGUUGCUACAAGAGAGGCCUAAUAUUCAAUGUUACGGUUGCUUAAAGGAACAAGCGGGCGAGCAAACCUGAUCACCGGGUGGGAGGGGGCGCGAAAAAUAAACUAAAAAUGAAGAGAAGGAAAGAAAACAAAAGACCA
This is a messenger RNA of Balearica regulorum gibbericeps (East African grey crowned-crane), 761 nucleotides long. NCBI's taxonomy places the organism in Eukaryota, Metazoa, Chordata, Aves, Gruiformes, Gruidae. The record is from RefSeq and is a predicted model, not a curated record.